Messenger RNA from Lynx canadensis (Canada lynx), 4337 nucleotides. It is a transcript of the gene FAM180A, whose product is annotated as family with sequence similarity 180 member A. The transcript has 3 exons. The record is from RefSeq and is a predicted model, not a curated record. The coding region runs from base 239 to 760 and encodes 173 amino acids. Lineage: Eukaryota; Metazoa; Chordata; Mammalia; Carnivora; Felidae.
UCCCCCAAUCCCAGAGAGAGUCGAAUUAGCAGAGGUCCCAAUUCCUGUGUCCCCACCCCCCUAAGAGGCAGUCUCUGCCUCCACCCUUCUGGGGCAGGAAAGGACGCCUUUUGCACUUCUGUAAAGGGAAGGGGGGUAAGAACUCUACCUUCACACUGGGAGGACCAGCCCGGGCAUACCUGUAGCUCCUGAGGUCCCACUGGGUUCGAGGACAAGUGUCACCUUUUUGGAGCAAAAGAUGUGUUGGAACACGCUGCUGCUUCUGCUGUUGUGUUAUGACGCUCAGGCGGCCGUGUCCCACAGGUGGAGCAGGGCCAUGCUCUUUCCUGCUGCGCAUCGGCCAAAGAGAUCCUCAUCCAUGCCCCUGAAUCCCGUCCUGCAGAGCUCCCUGGAGGAAGUAGAACUGCUCUACGAGUUCCUGCUAGCUGAACUUGACAUCAGCCCUGACCUGAAGAUCUCCAUCAAGGACGAGGAGCUCUCCUCGUUGAGGAAAGCCUCCGACUUCCGCACCAUCUGCAAUGACGUGAUCCCCAAGCGCAUCCCGGACAUCCGCCGGCUGAGCGCCAGCCUCUCCAGCCACCCUGGCAUCCUCAAGAAAGAGGACUUUGAAAGGACAGCGCUGACCCUGGCCUACACGGCCUACCGCACCGCCCUGUCCCAAGGGCAUCAGAAGGACAUCUGGGCCCAAUCCCUCCUUAGCCUCUUCCAGGCCCUGAGGCAUGACUUGAUGCGGUCCUCGGGCCCCAGAGUGUCCCCCUGAGAGCCCGGCCCACGGCCACGGAGCAGGGACCAGCACACGCGGUAAUCCAAACACUCUUCAUUCUCUACUCCAUUUACAGAGCCCUGCAACAAAGCACAUGCCACCAACUCAGAGUAGCAGAGAUAAAAUAAGUAACCCCAUGUCCUCUGCCCCUCCUAGUUCCCUGACAAGCACAUCUAAUUCGUGUCACGGUGUGACCGGGGCUGCAAGAAAGGGCUAGCAUGGUCAUUCAAGAUGCCUCCGAAGGCCACCUGAUUUGCGUGGUGACGCGCUUCAUCGCCGAGUGACCGCCAUAAACACCCGAGGGCAAAGACAGAGCUAGAGGAGACGGCACAGAGGUCUGGGCAUUGCGGGAAGAUGGGGGGACAGAGAUCAGGGCGUGAGGCCGAAUGAACAUCAUUCCAAAGGUUCCACAUAGUUAAGAUACUUAAAACGAAAAGCUGGAGCUAUAGCAAAUAAACACUUUGUUAGCCAAAGAUCCACGUGUCAACUUUUCCAAAAGUCACCAAGAAGCAUCAGCCAGAAAAUCAGUAAUUUUAUGGCCUCUCUGUCUUGUCUCUUCUUCUCCGAAAGCGGAUCUAAUACAGAGGAGAAACACGGCGGGGGCCCACAGAGAGGCUGCAAACUGACCUCGUCUUCUUUUUUUUUUUUCUUUUAAUUUUUUUUUUCAACGUUUAUUUAUUUUUGGGACAGAGAGAGACAGAGCAUGAACGGGGGAGGGGCAGAGAGAGAGGGAGACACAGAAUCGGAAACAGGCUCCAGGCUCCAAGCCAUCCGCCCAGAGCCUGACGCGGGGCUCGAACUCACGGACCGCGAGAUCGUGACCUGGCUGAAGUCGGACGCUUAACCGACUGCGCCACCCAGGCGCCCCUGACCUCGUCUUCUGAACAGAGAAAGCACGCUGAUGCGGAGAGGAUCACCCCAGGGAGAGCUCCAAAACUGAGCGCUCCACAUACAAAUGAUUUUUUAGACAACAGAACUUACCCUUUCAAAUGCCAGAACCUUCAUUUUAGCAAUGCUGACUUGCUGUCUUUGUUGACUGUAUGUACGGAACAUCUUGAGCUUCUAUUUUGGAUCUCUGAAACGUUCUGAUGAAGGAAUUGGAUAAAAUAACCUCUAAGAUCGCUCGACUUCCGAAAGUUCCACGAUCACUGAACCAGCCGUGAGAUAAUCACAGGGGGGACACCGGGACCUAAGGGGUCUGCUGGACUGUUUGCGCCAAGCCCAGAAGGCCCCGGGGCUUUGCUGACUCUGCCGGGUGUGUGUCCUGCCUUCUGCACCGUGAGGCUGUGAGAGGGCGCUCCUCUUUCUUUCCAACACAACUUGCCCGUUGCAAUUUGUUCUAUUUUGGCUGCUCCCACCCAAGGGACAAAGCAGGGAGGCUUGUCAUAAUUCCGUGUUAAAUCGGAGCUAGUAGGCGAACGUCUCUGCCAGAGGGAGGCACUAGGCUCUAAUACGGAUUCCUCGCUGGCUCUCCUGGCUUGACAGCUGGGUUUUGGAGGCUAACGUCGCAAGAGGUCUAAUCUUUGAAUGAGUGACGUCUUAUCCGGCUAAAUUUGAUUCUGAAAUGGGUAUUUAACCAUUGUCAUUGGAUGAUGGCCUAAAGUUGAUCUGGACUUCUUAAAAACUUUGAAUAAGUCAUUGCUUCGCAGCUGCAUGAUCCUUUUGGAGAAACAGUAGGAUGUAGGACGAAGGUAUUCACCAUCAGAGAAAAAUACAACAUGGAAAAAUCCUGAUGUUCUCGGGCUCCGAAGAUUAAUGACUGCUGGUUUCUCUGGUCCUCAUUCCCGGAUUACACCACCCUUUUACGGCCCUCAAAUGCAGUCUCUGAUAUAUGCUUUUGGUCCCAUUUUUCCCUUUCUAAUAUUCCAUGUUCUCUUCGACCUGGUUUGUGUCUCUUCUGCUUUAUCUUUGGGCCCAAUUCUGAUUAUCUUUGUAUCCACUUCUCCCGGUCUCUUUUGGUGCACGUAUGCUCACUCUAGCUCUGUCUGCUUGCACUCUGAUGCUCACUGUCUUCCAGCCCCCUGUGGGUAUCACUGUCUGACCAAAACAAAGGUCAACCUACAGGGCCAGGAGUUCCCAAAAGGCCGAUUAGCCUCAUGGCUGCCUUCACUGUUUGUACUUUCUCUGGAUGUGGGGUAGAGGAGGUUAGCAGAGGGCUCAAUCCUUUGACAUUGUGCAAUACCCUGACAUCAGUCUUGCAUGCCACCCCGGGCCAUCCCGGGCCUCCACCCCCAUCAGGAUGGAUCUGAGAGCCUCUGUUCAGUCACUGGUUAGACAGACCACCCUUGUAGUCCCUCCCUGUCAUGUUCUGAUAUUCGAGGUCACUCCCAGUGGUAGGAGAUUCGUGAAUGGGAGGAUGGUUCCCAGGACCAGUGAUAACCUGGAAGUUCAUUCACCCUGCAGCAAAAAUUAAAGGCACUUUUGUACUCAUGAAUUGGGGCACAUGUUUAUGUGGCAAUCAAGGACCGAGGGAAAAAGAAAAAAAAAAAAAAAGAAAGAAACAAGAAGGGCAUGACUUUUUUAAAGACAAAUGAAAAUUUCAGUUCAAGUAAUUCCAUGACACUAUUAAAUACUAUUUGGGGCUGAAUACAAAUUAAUUGUUUCCCACAAGAAGCUUUAUCACAAUAACUUCAUUUAUGCGGAAGAUCAAAUAUAACACUCACCAAUGCCACCAAAGACCUGACUCUUUGCUCAACGAACAGUGAAGUAGGAGACUGGACAGAAAAAGACUGUCCCAUUUUGCCUCACUGAUCCCACACGGUAGCACCGCAUCACAACUGGAUCACCUUUUGUCAUAAUUACGCAUAGACAGAAUAAUUUGGGGCAUGGUAUCUGUAGAGGAAAUGUGCCUGUAAUUUCUGGGACUAAUUCUGCCAUUUCUAUACUGCUGGGAACUUGUAGGAUCUAAAAAUUCCGGAAGCUUCUUCUAUCGUUGCUAUCCUGGUGGCUACCUCUGGCGUCACUCAAGAGACGCUGAAAAACAUCUGUAUGGCUGAAACUUCCAUUGCCCUCGCAUCUCGCCUUGAAUCUAAAAGAGAAUUGCCUCAGUGGUAAAUCAGUCAGAAGGUAUUUCCACCGGUGGACCGGUCUAAAAUUAAACACUUGUUAAAUGUCUUUACAUGGCACCCCUUAGUUUCCUAACCCAUUUUAACGUCUCCUAAAUUUUUGUGCGGUAAAAAAAAAAAAAAAAAAAAAAAGUAACGUGAAAUUUACCAUCUGAGUUGCCUAUAUGUGCCGCACAGUGUUAGCUAUAGGCACAGGGUGGUGUGACAGAUCUCUAGGAAUUUUCAUUUUGCAAAGACGACCCCUCUGGAACAGUAACUCCCCUCUCUCCUCUCCCCCUCAGUGCCUGGCAACUGCCUUUCUACUUUCUAAGAGAUUGACUACUUUAGAUACCUCAGAGAAGUGAAACCUGCCUUAUAUUUCUUAAGCAUAGUAUCCUGGAAAUUGUUUUCUUCAUCUGAAAAAUGGAUAGAGCCCUGAAGGAGAACUACUGGUCUUACCGUGUUGCUCACCUUCCCUAAUUUUAUUUAACAGUUAUUCCUUUAUGGUAUAAUAAAAAUGUCAUGAUCGA